AUGCAGGAGAGCCCUGACGCCGAAAACCCGAAACUGCGCCUCCUUGAAAGCCUCCCACUGCCCGCAAGCGCGAGGCAUUCUGACCUGAAGAGAUUCACGCCGCAUCGAGGAUCCGUCUCACGUACCGUUAUUGUGAGCAUCGUGUCCCAUAUCCCACCUUCUGCCUCGCCAUCCAAUCGUGAAACCGCGCAUGCGAGCCGCCUCCCUAUCCCCGUCCGGCAUGCAGCUCCUUUGAGCUUGUUCAUCUCUCCUGACCUGGAUCACUGGCGCGCUGUUCGUAUCUCAUCUUACAAUCUGCACCUGCGGUUUUAA
Molecule: messenger RNA, 312 nt
Organism: Cyclocybe aegerita
Lineage: Eukaryota; Fungi; Basidiomycota; Agaricomycetes; Agaricales; Hemipholiotaceae
Source: the annotation of a GenBank genome assembly